AUGGCGACCGUUCCGCCCAAGCAUCAAGAGUCGAAGUUUCCGCCGCCCGAAAUCUUGCCCUUCAAUGAGCGCCAGCAGCCCACAAUCCGACUCUACCCUCUAAGCAACUACACAUUCGGAACGAAAGAGACGCAGCCCGAGGAGGAUCCUUCAGUGAAAGACCGACUGCGGAGAUUAGAAGAGCAUUACGACAAGCAUGGUAUGAGGAGGACGUGCGAGGGUAUACUCGUUUGUCACGAACACAACCAUCCACACAUCUUGAUGCUGCAAAUUGCAAAUGCCUUCUUCAAGCUUCCCGGUGACUACCUACCACACGAUGUCGACGAGAUCGAAGGAUUCAAGACGCGAUUGAACGAGCGACUGGCGCCCACGGGCUCGCUUAGCACAGUGGAGGCGGCCGACUCCGACUGGGACGUCGCCGAUACACUGGCUCAAUGGUAUCGACCGAAUUUCGAAACCUUCAUGUAUCCAUUUCUGCCACCUCACGUAACCCGACCAAAAGAGUGCAAGAAGCUGUACUUCAUCCAGCUGCCAAGAGCAAAGGUCCUGAGCGUGCCAAAGAACAUGAAGCUUCUGGCGGUGCCGCUCUUUGAGCUUUAUGACAACACUCAGCGAUAUGGACCUCAGCUCAGUGCGAUUCCGCACUAUCUCAGCCGGUAUCGAUGGGAGUUUGUGGACGAGGAAGGAGAGGUGGUUUCGUACACUCCGGGAGGGCCAAUCGAUGAGAGAGUAAAGACGAAGAUUCUGGCAGGUGGAUCUGAGGAGAACGGAGUGAAUGGCGACGCGAAGCCUCAGAUCGAUGGUGAUGCUAUGGAACAGUCAUGA
Zymoseptoria tritici IPO323 is the source of this 825-nucleotide messenger RNA. RefSeq lists its product as uncharacterized. The transcript has 2 exons. Gene Ontology annotation, molecular function: mRNA binding. The record is from RefSeq and is a predicted model, not a curated record. Bases 1 to 825 code for a protein of 274 amino acids. Gene Ontology annotation, cellular component: mRNA cleavage factor complex. Lineage: Eukaryota; Fungi; Ascomycota; Dothideomycetes; Mycosphaerellales; Mycosphaerellaceae.